Molecule: messenger RNA, 2588 nt
Organism: Guyanagaster necrorhizus
Lineage: Eukaryota; Fungi; Basidiomycota; Agaricomycetes; Agaricales; Physalacriaceae
Exons: 12
Coding region: 111-2477 (788 amino acids)
Biological process (GO): mitochondrial fission; peroxisome fission; intracellular distribution of mitochondria
Cellular component (GO): membrane; cytoplasm; mitochondrion
Molecular function (GO): GTP binding; GTPase activity; microtubule binding
Source: RefSeq, a predicted model, not a curated record
GGCUUGGCGCGCUUUGCCUUCAUCCUCACCACCACCAUCUCUGUAUUCUUCUCUUACUUUUCUGUCUGGACCUUUUCUUUAUCUCAUUACGCGUCUUUUAUUCACUCGCCAUGGACCACUAUGCUAGCCGGCGCAAGGAGAUGCUGGCUAUCAUGAACCAGCUUCACAGUAUAGGUGCUCAGACGUAUCUAAAGCUUCCCCGCGUCGUUGUUAUCGGCAACCAAAGCGCUGGCAAAUCGAGUGUCGUGGAGGCGAUAUCUGGCAUCAACGUGCCUCGAGACGCCGGAACGUGUACGCGAUGUCCGAUGGAAUGCCGCCUUGCUUCAAGUGAAGACCCAUGGUGCUGCCAAAUUUCUAUACGAUACGAAUUCGAACAGAGUGGAGGGAGCCGCCUCAAAGAAGUCAUCGAGCGGAAAUUUGGAGACCUCAUCACGAAAAAAAGCCAGGUCGAACCAAUGCUACGACGAGCCCAGUGGGCUGUGCUCAAUCCGAACCUUUCAUAUGAACAUAUCCUUGGGGUUAGCAUACACGAGAUGGAUUAUAAUUCGUCAAGCAGUGCUCUGCGGUUUUCUCGCAAUGUCGUCUGUGUCGAUCUAAAGGGUCCGGAUUUGACUGAUCUCUCUUUCAUCGAUCUUCCAGGCAUCAUUCAAAAUGCUGAGACCGAAAUAGUCAAACUCGUUGAAGACAUGGUCGUUUCACACAUAGCGGGUAAUUGUUUGAUCCUCGUUGCCCUCCCGAUGACAGACGAUGUGGAGAACCAAAAAGCACUCAAGUUAGCCAACCAAGCUGAUCCUCAGGGGCGUCGAACAAUAGGUGUCCUUACCAAACCGGAUAUGUUACCGGAAGGGUCUGUCAAAAACCGUGCCUUGUGGCUGGAUGUUGUCGAAGGGCGACGGUUCCCUCUCAAGCACGGUUAUUACUGUACGAGACAUCCGGACGAUGCUGACAGGAACAGUGGUAUGACCUCUGAGGAGACGCGUAAAGCUGAGAUGGAGUUUUUUACACGAACGGAACCCUGGAGCCUCUCCACUACGCCACACUAUUUUGGCGUCAAAAAUCUCACAGCAGCCUUGAGCAGCCUUCUCAUACGAGUCAUACAAGAGGCCUUGCCGAAGAUUCAGCUCGAAGCGACUCGACAACUGAAGACGUGUCGAGACGAACUGGAACGCCUACCAAAGCCAAUCGUCGGUGACCCGGCCACUUAUAUGUUGCAGCUCAUUACGACGCUCUGUGACGAUAUCAAUCUGCAUAUUCGGGGGAGCUCCCGGACGAACAAGAUGAUUCAGGACAACCGUACAGCCUUUGCCAAGUUUAAAAUUGAAAUCAGAAAGACGGCGCCGAAUUUUAUACCUUCUGGUGACGCCAAGGAGUCGGUUAACGAUGACGAUGAAAGUGAAAAUGGAGUGCUUACUACGUCCGGACCGUUCGGAGUCUCUGAUAUGAGGAUGCAUAUACAAAGAUCCGUAACGAGAGAAUUACCCAACAAUGUGCCAUUUAAUGCCAAAGUAGCUCUCAUUACUUCCUUCCAGCAGUCGUGGCCCGACUCCGUCAAGUCGUGCUUCGACGAUGUCCGGAACACUGUUCUGAAGACACUUCUCGCCUGCGUAGAUCAUGAACGACUGGGACAAUAUGACCUCUUGAGACAUCAUCUUCGCUCCCUUGUCUCGGAGAUUGUAUCAGAGCAAUACGUGUAUUGUCAUGGGUUUCUGGAUGCUAUCCUUGAGGCAGAGCUAUCGCCCUUCACGCAGAACCUACAUUAUUUGGAUUCGAGUUCUGAGAAGUGGCUGGCGAAGUAUAAGGGCGCCAGGCAGGAGAGGAUGGCUAAGAUAGCGCCACCAGCACCAGAAUCGAUACUCCCUGGCGCCCGGCCGUUCUCGGCUGCAUCCUCCAAGACGAGCCUCUUUCAUUUCGGCCCCAGACCUGUGAAUAUCGACCCCAAUUCCGAUUCCUCAGAUGGAUCCGACGGCUUCGUCUUCCCGAAGAGUCCCACAGCCUCCAAACGCAAGUCCAAUAAUAAUAACAAAACCAGUGUUCCAGCAUCGGGGACGUUCUUACCUGCCGAAGACGUUUCGAAUAGAUUCGAUAAGGAGAAGAUGGACAAGGCACUUGCGGCUCUAACGGCACUGGGAUUCACCGGGUUGACUGCGGAGGAGUUGGAAAAGCUCCACCCUGUGGAUGAUUAUGAAACGGAGCUGAAGGUCAUGGCGGAGGUGAGAGGGUAUUUUCAGGUUUCGUACAAGCGCAUCAUCGAUUACGUGCCAUCCCUCAUUGACCUCAAGUUCGUCAAGGCUGUGGGGAAGGCGCUCCAGCCAUUCUUGAUUAAAAAGUUCGGGUUGGGUAGUAAUGAGGCAAAUGGAAAGUGCGCGCAGUACGUGGCUGAAGACCCGGCGGCGACAAAUUUAAGGGAGGAGCUGGGUGUGAAGCAGAGACGGUUGGAGAAGGUGCAGGAGGAGUUGUAUAAGUUCCGGAGUUUGUAGAUUUUCACAUUGGGCUCACAUUGGACUUUAGACGUAUUUUCUUCGCAGUAUCAAUUGUACAGUAUUACAUCCGUUGUCACGAACCAUCAUUGUCAUUUGGGCAUUUCCUAC